Recurvomyces mirabilis is the source of this 1245-nucleotide messenger RNA. RefSeq lists its product as uncharacterized. The record is from RefSeq and is a predicted model, not a curated record. Bases 1 to 1245 code for a protein of 414 amino acids. NCBI's taxonomy places the organism in Eukaryota, Fungi, Ascomycota, Dothideomycetes, Mycosphaerellales, Teratosphaeriaceae. The transcript has 2 exons.
AUGGCGGCAGCAUGGCCUGCGAGGGAAGGCACAAGGAACCAAAAUUGGGCUCAGUUCCCAGAUCUCAUGAGCGACGGCGACGGUCAAGGGCAUGAGUGGGGAUUUGAUGACUUGGAGGAUGAGUAUCGGUAUACGGAUCUCAUUGCACAUAGGCCGACUAUAGACCCAGAUUACCUUGCCAAUGACCUCGACUGGGAUAUCGAUCGCGAUCUUGGAGAUCACGACAUCGACUUGGCAUCCUCCGAUAUUGUUACGGCAGACGGCAGCAACCAUCAGCAGGAGGAGGACGAAGAUACUUUUGUUCAGUCACAUUCACAUGCAGGACGAACGUCAUCUUCAAGAAUGGGCAAUGAGCAAUCGAGCAUAAAUUCCGCACGACCAGCUUCACGUGGAAUGAACUACCUCCCGCCCGCCAGCUUGUUCACAACUCCCUCACCACGGCUGCAACAAACGCCACCAAGGCAGGGUAACAGGCACGAAGACUGGCUAGAUCGCACCACUCGCAGCACAAGCACAGCCGGCUUUGCACAAGACGACUUCUUUGACGCGGUAUCAGAUCGUACACUACGCUCUCCGGUGCACGACCUCGAAGACUUAGACAGCGACGCUUCUGAAGUAAUGCCGACCUUCACUCGCCACCGUCGAGAAAGCAUUGUGGACCUGACUGCGGAUCCCAGCUCGCCACAGCGGGCUGUACCAUCACGACCAGCGUCUCGGCCCACUAAGCGCAGUGCUGAGAAUCAGGCAUCAGCAGCUGCGUCAAGUAGCAACAGCCAUCGGGCCAAGAGACAGCGACCGAGCACGACUACUACUUCAGCUUCUGCCGCGGCCUCUCGCAGUCAGGCACAAGAUGAACCAAUUGAAGAGCUCGACCUCACUCAAUCACCUAUCUCAGCUAUGCGCGCUGCCGAACAAGCUCGUGCGGUCGCCGCUCAGCAGGCCUUGGAGCCUAGUGGGCCCCUGCGCAUCGGCCAACGCCAAUGCAUAAUCUGCAUGGAAGCCUAUACCAACGCCACUGUCACUCCGUGCGGUCAUAUCUACUGUCAUGAAUGUCUGGAUCAAGCGCUGAAGCAGGGUGAGAAGAACAGCGACAGGCAUAUCGGCACUUGUCCGGUGUGCAGACAAGAGAUCCACAGGGAUGAUAAAAAGAAGAGGAAAGGGGGUAAGCCGGUGGCGAUUGCAUUUAUGAAGAAGAGUGCUUUCAGGUCGAAGGGAAGGCCUGCUCUUGAAGCGGCGAGUGGGUGA